This is a messenger RNA of Micromonas pusilla CCMP1545, 1353 nucleotides long. RefSeq lists its product as uncharacterized. Lineage: Eukaryota; Viridiplantae; Chlorophyta; Mamiellophyceae; Mamiellales; Mamiellaceae. The record is from RefSeq and is a predicted model, not a curated record. The coding region runs from base 1 to 1353 and encodes 450 amino acids. The transcript has 2 exons.
AUGGAGGCGACCGGGACGACGGUCGUGCGCGACUACGCGCCGCCGACGCGCGCGCGCGCGUCGCGACGCGACGGCGCCGGCGGCGGCGGCGCGAGCGUCGCCGCGCUCGCGGCGUCGUCGCUCGCGUCGUUGUUCCUCGGCUUCCUUCUCGGGCGAAUCAGCACCGCGAAGAAGACGCCGUCGCGCGGGAUGGACGACGACGACGACGACGCCCGCGCGACGCCCGCGGGGAAGCGACGCGCGGCGGCGGCGCCGACGGCGGCGCCGCAGCUCGGGGACAUGUCCACGGGGAAGCCGGUCCCGACGCGCUCGAGGAUCGUCGUCGCGGCGCCGGCGGAGGAGGAGGACGAGGACGAGGCGGAGGACGCGUCCGACGACGACGACGACGACGACGACGACGCCGACGGCGACGCCGCCGCCGCGCGAUGGACCGCGAAGCGCUUCCGAAGGUGGUGCGCGAUGAAGAUGGGCACCGGCGGCGAUGUCGUCCGGUGGUACGUCAGCGGCGACGUGUACGAGUACCCGAGCGGGAAGCUGCUCGCGCGCGUGGAGGGACUCGACGUCGCGCGCGGCGUCAUCGAGGGCGACGGCUCGCGGUGCGCGCACCAGCUCUCGCGAAAGUUUUUCGUGUUUCGCGACCCGGUCACGAACGCGGUCAUCACGCGGCACGACGGCGCCGCGGUCGCGCCGAUACGGUACCCGUACCAGCACAUCACGUACAGGAGAGAGGGCGACGGCGGGACGCUGACGACGGAGGUCACGACGGGGACGGGGGAGAACGUGCGGACGACGGCGGGGAACGAAAUCUCGGCGAGGCGCGCCGUCGGCGGCGGCGGCGGCGGUGAGACUGCUUCCCAUACGACCCCGUUCGCGUGGUGCACGCCGUUCCUUAAGGACUUUUCCCGUCGUCACUCUUCACCCGCGCUUCCCUUUCAACGUUUGACCGGCGGCGGCUGCGGCGGCGGCGAGUGCUUCACGUGCCCGGUGUUUCUGAACCUGCGCACGCCGAGCGGGGGCGUCUACGAGGCGUACGAGAACUACGACUACUUCCACGACGCGGCGGGGGGGAUCUCGAAUACAGCGAAAACGAAUACGCACGGCGGUGGGGGGUUAUUCCGUUCGCCGGGCGGCGCGGGCGCGCGCGGCGGCGAGGGGCACCGGAUGCAGUGGACGCGAUUCGGCGCGGCGGCGCCGUUCGCGGAGCGCGCCGUGCUUCACGCGCUGUCGUGGCGCGUCGCGUCGCACGAGGAGCUUCCGGAGAGUAUUAAAACGUACGUUGACGAGAUGUUACCGCUGUGGAAGGACGCCCCGCGGGAUCUCGCGGAGAUACGAGCGAUGCAACAGGCCGGGUAG